UGUACCUACUCCUGGAUCUCCACUCCGACAGAGAGCUGGAUCACUAUGGUUCUGAAGAGAGGGGCUCAUGGCAAUGAUUUGCGCAGAAUAAUCGACCAGACGUUUCCAAAGCUUCAUUUUUACCUCUCCAAACCCGUUCAUGGUAGAGCCGUUGGUCAUUUCUCCAUCACCGAAACUCAGAGGAAGAUCAGAGGAUGAAAGUUCUGACUAGUCUCCCUCUUUUAUUGGGCUUCUGGACUCUCUUAUACCUGGACUUCAUCCCGCAGGCGCUCUCCAUCGCCGGAGUGGCCGGUCACAGGGGCGCCGGAGCGGCCAAACCCAGUUCACGGUUACCGGUGGCGCGCAACGUCACGACGCUCGUCAAGCCCUCCGACAACGCGAAGAUCUCUCGCAUCCGGGCCGGUCCACCUCUAAUAAAGGCCGAGAGUAACCCGGCUCGGGCCGUGGUCCCUGUGAGUUUGGGGCGCAGGGAGGCAGCGCGCUCUUGGGUACCCAAGGAUGCGGCGCGAGUCGCAUCCUCUUCCAGCAUCCAACACCAAGCGGGACACAAUACAGGAGUUUCGGCACAGAAAUCCGCCGCGCCGGCUGCGCUUAGGGCUGGUCAGACUAACGGCGGCGUAAUGAAAAGCAUCGAGCGGGCAUCUGCGCAUCUGAAAGCGUCAGGCGCGGUAAAGCUGGAGGACAGCGAGGAACCCAAAUACCCUUUAGUGACGCCCCAUGACUACAUGCUGUCCCUGUACUGGUCACUGACCAGCGGAGAGGUCAAUACUAGUGUCCUACAGGAGGCUGGGAUGGCCAAUACCAUCACAAGCUUUGUAGAUCGAGGACAAGAUGACCGUGGGCCCCUGCUGAGACGUCAGUGGUACCUCUUCAACAUCAGCUCAAUGGAGAAGGAGGGUCUGUUGGGCGCAGAGCUGCGCAUCCUCCGAAAGAAGCACAUGGACUCUCGUAAGGCCACGUUUACUGAGGGCUUGGUAACUUUGAGACUGUACACCUGUGCCUCAGGUAAGCACAGACCCAUCCUGCUGCAGACUCGACUUUUUGACCCUCACAGCGCCCCGUACUGGGAAGUGUUUGACAUCUGGAAACUGUUCAAGAACUUUAGAAACGCUCCUCAGAUUUGCUUCGAGCUGGACGCCGUCGAUCAAGGCCGACCGCUUGACUUGCGAUUGCUCGGCCUGGGUCGGAUGGGAAGGCAAAGUAAGGAAAAAGCCUUUUUUGUGGUGUUUGGGCGUACGAAAAAGCGAGGGCUGUUUUACAACGAGAUCAAAGCCCGGUCAGGUCACGACAACAAGACCGUCUACGAGUACCUCUUCACCCAGCGGCGGAUGCGUCGGGCACCGUUGCCACGAGGGAAAAAACCACCCAAGAAUCCUAAACAGAGAUGCAACCGCAAGCAGUUGCACGUCAACUUCAAGGAAAUGGGCUGGGACGACUGGAUCAUCGCGCCUCUGGAGUACGAGGCCUUUCACUGCGACGGCGUCUGCGACUUUCCCAUCCGCUCUCAUUUGGAGCCAACCAAUCACGCCAUCAUCCAGACUCUCAUGAACUCCAUGGAUCCCAGAUCCACACCUCCGACCUGCUGCGUCCCGACCAGACUCAGCCCCAUCAGUAUCCUCUACAUAGACUCGGCCAAUAAUGUGGUGUAUAAGCAGUACGAGGACAUGGUGGUGGAGAGCUGUGGUUGCAGGUAGCGAGAUAUUCUGAAGACUUUCAAAGAGCAACCAGAAUAAAAACAAUUUGGGUCUUCAUUACUUUCAGACUUUCUUUGAAAAGAACUAUUUGGCCUAAACCAAGAGUAUGAUUUCCUUUUUGUUGACCAAUUUUUUUUAUAAACACUAGCCUAUACACUUGCAUUCAGAACGGAACAGGGUUGUGCACCAUUCAGGAAUUAAGUGAUAAUGUUUUAAAUUUCAGUUUAACUCUUGCAUUUGAAUUGUGUUAGAAAAAAAGAACUGCAAUUUGAAUGUCAAUGUAUAGAAGUAGAAAUUCCAAAAUUCAAAGAACCAAAAUUCAAAAUAAAUUUUAAAAACAUUUAAAAUUCAAAAAAUAAAAAUAAAUAAAUAAAAUAAAAUCUGCCAGGGCAUUGUCUAUAAAUUUUAUGGACAUUUCCAAUAACUCUAAAACACAUUGCAUGCAAAAUCCAAAAUACAGACAAAACACCUGUAAAAAAAAAAUCAAUACAGGAAAUUUCUUCAUAUUAAUACAGUAUAUUGUGUCCCAUGUUUAUGGAUUUUUUUACAGUGAAAUUAACUGGAAAUUAAAAUGUUAUAUGGUAAAUCUUAUAUUUCAAUAACAAAAGGGCAUUUCACAAAAAAACAGCAGCGCCAUUAAUCUAUUUUAUUGGGACUGCAAUAAAAAUAUUUAA
Labeo rohita (rohu) is the source of this 2368-nucleotide messenger RNA. It is a transcript of the gene gdf5, whose product is annotated as growth differentiation factor 5. The record is from RefSeq and is a predicted model, not a curated record. Gene Ontology annotation, biological process: SMAD protein signal transduction; BMP signaling pathway. The transcript has 2 exons. Lineage: Eukaryota; Metazoa; Chordata; Actinopteri; Cypriniformes; Cyprinidae. The coding region runs from base 195 to 1694 and encodes 499 amino acids. Gene Ontology annotation, cellular component: extracellular region. Gene Ontology annotation, molecular function: growth factor activity; cytokine activity.